Molecule: messenger RNA, 628 nt
Organism: Caenorhabditis elegans
Lineage: Eukaryota; Metazoa; Nematoda; Chromadorea; Rhabditida; Rhabditidae
Gene: natb-1
Product: N-alpha-acetyltransferase 20
Exons: 4
Coding region: 15-536 (173 amino acids)
Molecular function (GO): acetyltransferase activity; transferase activity; acyltransferase activity, transferring groups other than amino-acyl groups
Source: RefSeq, marked reviewed
AACUGCGAGUAAAAAUGACAACUCUCCGGCCAUUCGACGUUAUGGAUAUGUUCAAGUUCAAUAACGUGAACUUGGAUAUCAACACUGAAACGUAUGGCUUCCAAUUUUACCUGCACUAUAUGAUGAACUAUCCGGAGUAUUACCAAGUUGCUGAACAUCCAAACGGGGAAAUUAUGGCCUAUGUCAUGGGAAAAAUCGAAGGACGCGACACCAAUUGGCACGGACAUGUAACUGCUCUCUCUGUGGCUCCAAAUUUUCGUCGAUUGGGACUAGCCGCCUACAUGAUGGAGUUCUUGGAACGUACUUCUGAAGCUCGUAGAGCAUAUUUCGUCGAUCUGUUUGUUCGUGUUUCGAACAAGAUCGCCAUCGAAUUGUAUAAGAAGCUUGGAUAUGUCGUCUACCGGCAAAUUAUUGGAUACUACACUGGAGAUAGGGACGAAGAUGCUUUUGAUAUGCGGAAGUCGCUUUCUCGCGAUCCUGAAAAGAAAGCGAUGGUUCCUUUGAAUUAUCUCGUGCACAGUAGAGACGUGGAUUAAUUUUAGAUUGUUUUGUUUAGUAUUUAUUUAUUGUUUAAUGUUUAUUGUGUUGGUUGUCUUGUCAGUUAUGACAAAUUAUUAAAUUUAUUUAU